UUGCGUUCACAGAAUAGAUUUCCUAUCAAAGCGAUUCAGGUCGCUAUGAAAACACCUGAGCAGCGGACGAUGGAAGAUUUGGAGCUGGUCUUGUCUUCUCUCCGAUCGUUGCUGAGCAUCAGAUACUACAGCAAGUCCUACCAGCUCAUGCUAGCCAAGAUAAUGCGAUACGAACGGUUCAGGAGGAGGAGGGUGAUCAUGAAGAAAGGACAGACAGCACACAGCUUCUACUUCAUAUACUCAGGGGCGGUCAGCUUUACCACCGACCAAGAUGGAAGCAGCGCAUUUGAGGAAGAGCAUCAAGCGGACCUCCGAAAGGGGGCCAGGUUUGGAGAAAUACCGGUAUUAAAGGGGCUGCGCAGAAAUUUCACGGCUGUCUGUGUGGACGACACUGAGCUCCUGGUGGUGGACAAAGAGGACUUCUUUGAAAACAGACUUGAUCAGGUGCUCGUAGAAGAAUCUCAUCGUCGUUUUAUAUUUUUCAGAUCGCUAAGCCUCCUGAACUCAUUGCCUGACAGCUCCAUUGAGAGUCUUUCUGAUUACUCAACCACAGAGGAGUUCCUGUACGGCCAGGUUAUUCCCAACAAUAUGGACCAACUCAUCUUCAUCAUCAAGGGCCGAUUUGUCGUUCUGCGAUUGGUGGAUCUCACCCAGUGCCCGUGCUAUCACAGGUUCAUUGUUCAGGAGUUGCCAUUUUUGAAAAGCACCAUUCAGAAACCAGAGUCUAGCGUUGACAGACGAUUUCUCAACCUGACUCUCAGAAGUGGGUCGACGCACAGAAGCUUGGAUCGCAAAAGCUGGCUCAGGAUGCCCAGCACCUCGUCGUCCUUAAUCCGUCAACACGGGGCUUCCAGGACCACGAAAGGCCUGAGUGCCUCUUCCUCAAUCGUUUCUGUUACCUCCAUCGCAGAAGUCUCUUCCAAAACACAGCAGGGGAAGACAAAGAGUCAGUCACAGAAGUUUCUCAAAGUGAACAGUGCCAUCAGUACAUCAAGGUUGGAAGACAGUUCACACUUAAUUGGGAAAACUUCAAGGAAGCAGUUGAUUCCCAAAGCCCUGUCCGUUGCUGUUUACAUGAAGAUAGAUUCAGUUCUGCCAGGGGAAGUAUUUGGGCUGCGGCAAUACUUUGUGGCCAAUAACCUCAAGGAUAAGAGAGUCUUCAGCAUCAAGAGCCAAGGCACAACGAUUGUUCGGAUCGACAUGCAGACCUUUGCAGCACUGAUGGACCAGGAAACCCUGCAAAAAGUGAGGAAGCUGCAGUCUGUCUAUCCGAGUGAUGAUGAGCUCUGUGACCUCUUCAUCAAAAAUAAUUACUGGAAAAUCUUUAAAAGGAAUAUGAUCUCCAAACUCACCUGCAAGCCUCAGCGCUUCUCGCCUUCAGGCCAGGUAGCAGAGUCUGGCCGAGGGGAGGACUUAUACGAGAUUGACAAGACCGGCAUCCUGAACCUUCCGGAAAUCUCCAGCAAUCGGAAUAUGCUUUUCUCAAAGCCGUCCUAUUAUGUUGCCCCCGUUAUCAGAACAAGGGAAGAUGGUAGCACUCCAAUGCCAAAGCUGGACCUCCAACUCAUUCACGGAAUUGCAAAGCUUCCAUCCAGUAUAGCCAAUCUGCUGUACUGAGCACACCCAAGCCCUGCCUUUGCUGCCCUUUAACAGUCAAGCAUCUCAAUCUGAUGGCCUAAUAGAUUUCCAACCAUUUCGUUUAUGUUUCUAUUUCCGCAUUGCACCAAUUUCCACAGAUAAUUGUCCAACCAGUUGCCCUGUCCCAUUUUGUUCUUUCCCAUACUUGGAUCAUUUAUAUUGUUCAUUCCCUCCUCGCUGACCAACACCACAUGAAGUGAGAUUUCAUCUCUUCCCGUUAGGGACUUUAUGAAAGACUGAUUGUCAUAAAAGCACAGUGUCACGAAAAUGGAAUGCCGUGCCAACCCAAUGCUACCAAAACCCAACGUGAUAGAGACUCAGUGUGAUAAACCUCUGUCUGAUGGAGUUCUGACAAAGUCACAAUGUUAUUGAUGUGGAAAAGACUUAAAAAUAAUAAAGACCCAAUGUGAUGGCGACCCAAUGUUUUAAAAGUCGAUGUGAUACUCAAUGUGAUGAAGACCCAAAAUGAAGAAGACUCAAUGUGACCCGAUGUGUUCAAAACUCCAUGUGUUGAAGACUCAGUUUGAUAAAGACUCAAUAUUUUAAAUAUUGAUGUGAUAUUUAAUGUGAUAAAGAGUCAAAGUAAUGGAGACUCAAUGCGAUAAAGACCAAUGUGAAAGAGACUCAAUAUGGUAACGAUUCAAUGCAACAAAGAUUGGAUGUGGUAAAAUCUCGAUGUAAGAAGGACUUGAUGCAAU
This is a messenger RNA of Chiloscyllium plagiosum (whitespotted bambooshark), 2336 nucleotides long. The record is from RefSeq and is a predicted model, not a curated record. NCBI's taxonomy places the organism in Eukaryota, Metazoa, Chordata, Chondrichthyes, Orectolobiformes, Hemiscylliidae.